CUACACAAGGGGACUAGAAACUAAGUCUAUUCUUCUUGCUUACUUACAAUGAUGCGCGGAUGCCUCUUCAUAUAGAGAGGGGAGAUUACAAUCCUAAAUCAACUCUGAAUCCUAACUUACCUAAUUUAUCUCUAAUUGAAUUGAAAACUAAUCAAACUCUAUCUCCUAAUCCAAAUCAAAUCUAACUUCUACCAAAUUUAUCUCUUAAUUAAAUAGCAAGCCUUGAUCUCCUACUCUUCUACUCUAUGUACUUUAUCUAAUUAGGCUUUUUUCGGCUUAUUAAUAUAACAAGGGCAGCUUUUCUGCCGGUUCAUUUCUAAAAAAAUGCUACUCUUUGGUAGUCAAACGAUUCAUGUUGUCUUUUGUCUGACCUUGUAGUUAAAUAUCAUGUAUGUUGUGUAGAGACAACACGAUCGAUAUGGUGCACUAAUCGAAAGAUUGAACCACAAAUCGAUGUUGAAUUGGUCGUUCCGUGUAGGAGAAUUUCUACAAACGAAGUUCUAAAACAUGAUAGGAGUUGACAUCUUUCAUCUCAAGAAAAAGUCCCCAAGUGGUAAAACAUGAUAGGAGAAUUUCUGAGUGCGGAUGCCCACCACUGGCCUCACCACGCACUAGCUUGCAAUGCUAGCUACCACUGAUCAAAGCUGCUAGCCAUCAAGCUCUCUCUCUCUCUAUAUAUAUAACCCUAGUGGCCAGUACGAAGCAUCUGAUAGUGUACACAUCCAGCUAGCUAGCUAGAAUCUAGAUAUACAGGUGGAGGUCUUGGGGGGAACGGAGGAGCCAUCUGUUUCUUUCUUCUUCCUCUCGAUCGAUCGAGCUUUGCCUUUGUCGGUCUCUGUUUGGAGGAGGCGGUGGCGGCGGCGGCAACUAAUUAUUAAGGCCAAGUCGAUCGGGGGUGGCAAUUCCUAGGGAGGAAGAGACCGCCUCAUCGGGUCUGCUGCAGCAGGAGGAGGAGAUGGAUCGAUCGAUCGCGUCAGCGACCAUGUGUAGCAAGAACAAGAUCAAGGUCGGUGAGCAGAGCCGUGGCAACACGACGACGAGGAGGAAGGGGCCGUGGACGGAGGAGGAAGACGCCCAGCUGGUAUGGUUCGUGCGCUUGUUUGGUGAACGCCGAUGGGAUUUCUUAGCAAAGGUUUCAGGUUUGCGCGGUGGCGGGUGCAUCCAUCGCCAUGCAUGCACAUCGAUCUCAUCUCUGACGACGUGCAUGCAUGAGGAUGGAAGGAUUUGAGGACGGUCAGUGGCGUGCGGUGUUAACCACUUUCUUCUUCUCCUGUUUCUGCUUCCUCUUCUCUCUGCAUGCGUGCGGCUCUGCUCCACUGCAGGUCUCAAGCGCACCGGCAAGAGCUGCCGCCUCCGCUGGGUCAAUUACCUCCACCCAGGCCUCCGGCGCGGCCGCAUCACCCCCGACGAGGAGCGCCUCAUCCUCAGCCUCCACGCGCAGUACGGCAGCAGGUGGUCGCGCAUCGCCAGGAGCCUCCCCGGUCGCACCGACAACGAGAUCAAGAACUACUGGAGGAUGCGCAUGAGAAAGAAGGCGCACGAGGAGAGGCACAAGACAACGGCCUCCGCGUCCUCCUCGCCGUCGUCGCUGACAAUGUCCGGCUCCGCCCCUCCGAACAGCGGCACCGCCACGUUCUCGUCGGCGGUGACCGAAUCAGCGCUGCAAGAAAGCAGCGGCGACGACGAGGCCGAGCUCGAUGAGGCGUCGACCACCGUGGCAAGCCACCAGCCCCAACAGCAGCAGCAGCAGCAGCAAGAGUGCUACUCCAUGGACCAGCUGUGGAACGAGAUCGUGGCCGCCGAGGCGGCGGCGAGCUACGCGGUCGACAGCUGGGGAGGCGCCGGCCAUGGCGCCGCCGUCGAGAAACCGUCGAUGGCGUCGCCGGUGUGGGAGUUCUGCUCGGAUUAUUCGCUCUGGAGGAUCGACGACGAAGAGUACUACAAGAUGCUCGAUGCUUCAUGAUGCACACCAAUUCAUCAAUCAUCCUAUGCCUUCAGAUCAAUUUGUUUAACUUAUUUAAUUGUCUACGAAUUCAAAGGUUAGCCUUUCGUUUCAUGCAUCUGUUCUUAAAAUUCUAUAUAUACUAGUGCAUCCUUGCAUUUGUGUA
Molecule: messenger RNA, 2108 nt
Organism: Phragmites australis (common reed)
Lineage: Eukaryota; Viridiplantae; Streptophyta; Magnoliopsida; Poales; Poaceae
Product: myb-related protein MYBAS2-like
Biological process (GO): regulation of DNA-templated transcription
Cellular component (GO): nucleus
Molecular function (GO): sequence-specific DNA binding; DNA-binding transcription factor activity
Source: RefSeq, a predicted model, not a curated record